Molecule: messenger RNA, 7658 nt
Organism: Metopolophium dirhodum (rose-grain aphid)
Lineage: Eukaryota; Metazoa; Arthropoda; Insecta; Hemiptera; Aphididae
Product: E3 SUMO-protein ligase RanBP2-like
Exons: 24
Coding region: 308-7231 (2307 amino acids)
Biological process (GO): intracellular transport
Cellular component (GO): nuclear pore; cytoplasm
Molecular function (GO): GTPase activator activity; protein binding
Source: RefSeq, a predicted model, not a curated record
ACGCGCGAUUGUGAAAAAACGUUUUUAGCGGCUUUACGCGGUCCGUGUCAUGUGCUCAUUUAUUACGGUUUACGGCCAGCGACACCAUUCUAUUGUCUCGCGUACUCCCGUCCUUUGUUUACGAAACGUAAUAUUUGAAAUAACGUUCUGUCGCCGUCAUCGUCCAUAAAUAGUAUCUCUUCGAUUUCGGUCGUGUUUGGUUACGACCUGCCCCCAAGCUAUAUUAUCCAUAGUUGUUGCUGCAGUAGUUUUCGUUUUUAUACUCGUUAACCGUACCGGUGGUCCGUUUCCUGCCCGAAGAGAAAAAAUGAUAGGCGUUGGGAACGCUGUGGUGUGCCGGUCGAAAAAGGACAUCGAUCGCCAUGUGCAAGAACAGUUCGAUAAACUCAACAACGAACAUGAGAAAAAGCUUAAAGGAUUAGCUAUUGCUCGUAUGUACUUCAAAGUAUCUGAAUUUGAGUUAGCUAAGCAAUAUGUUAUUAGCUUUUUGAGCGUGAAUGAGAAUUCCUCCGAAGGACGUCGAUUACUUGGUCAUUGUUAUGACAAAAUUGGUAAUAAAGAAAAAGCAGUUUUAGAGUACCAAAAAUCUUUAACUUCAACACCUAACCAACCAGAACUACUAUUAUUAUGUUGUGAUCUUAUGGUUGAUCCUUCUGUUAAGUUAAAUGAAGUUCAAGCUGAAAAAAUAUGUAAGCAAACAGAAAAUUUAUAUCCUUAUCAUCCUACUGUUUAUAAACUAAAAGAGAGAUUAUUGGCAUCAAAUGAAAACUGUGAUCCUCAUAAAGUAGAGAAUUUGCUUAAUGCUGAAAUAUCUGUUAGGCCAGAUGACAUUAAUCUUAGAAUUAGACAGUUGAAAUUAUAUGAAAGUUCUGGACGCUUAUCUGAAGCUUAUUCGUAUGCAAUUAAUAUAGAAAAAAAUUGCAAGUUCCAAAAAGAUAAUGUUGAAUGGUAUGAGACUGUUUCUCAGAUAUGUGAAGCAUAUGGUACUUUAAAUACAGUAAAUUGGGAAUUCUAUUCACGGGUAUUGCCUAUUUAUGAACAUGCUGCUUCUUUAUUUAUUAUUGAAUCAAAAACAAACAAGCAAAAAACUGUAUCGGAAUGUCAUAAAGUUCUUUUUAGACUUGAUCAGGCUCUAUAUAAAGCUAUACAAAUAUCAUCUCCACAAACAGAGUUUUACCGAAGUCUCAUUCAACAUUUAUCAAAUCAGUUUUAUUUUCACUUAGCUAGUGCAAUUAUAAAAUUGGCCAAAAAAGAAAAUUCAACUUCUUGGUGUAAAAGUAACCAAUUGUCAGCACCGUUAUUUUUAAUGUCCUUAGCGCCUCCGAUUGACAAACAAGCUUUUGAAAGUAUAACAAAUAAAGAAUUUAGUUUGGAGCAAAAAUCAAAUGUUGCGUUAUGGGAAUUAGAAGGUACCAGACGGAUAAUUGAGAGUGGCUUUGUUUUACGGGCUAUGAUGGCAAAAGAGGAUGAACAUUUUAUUGAUAAUGUUAAACUAUUGUGUAUCAAGGAUUGGAAAACAACAAACUAUAAGAAAAUAUUUGACGAUCCAGAAUAUGCUAAAGGAGUUCCAACAUCAUUUUUUGUUCAUUAUUCACCAGAAAAAUUAGUCUACAAUAUUCCAGAACUAAUACAGUAUGCUGUACCUAAACAUAUGUUGUCAUUUGAGAUGAGUCGCCCUGGUUCAUUACAUCAUUUAGUUUGGUAUGGAAUACAAUUAUUAGAAAGUGAAAACAAAGGAUGUGGAAUAAGAUUAACUAAGAACACAGUGUUUCCAGUUGGGUUUGGAUGUAAAAGUUUUAAUGAAUUACCUUUGGCUACUAAUACUCUUGCAUCUGCCAAUAUUGAGUCGAUAUGCCAAAUAGAUAUGAAUACAUUUUUAUACGCUACAGUUUUUAGUGUUGCUUCAUUCCUGGAUAACCAAUCACAAAAAAAUGAUUCCAAAGCACCACAGACAUUUCCAUCUAAUAUAACUGAUCAAUUAACAACAUCAGAACAAGAGAAUUGGUGGAAAUCAAUGUACAAGAUUUAUUCAAAAAAUGUUGAUGUUAAAUAUGUAUCACAAUUAAGAAAAGCUGCUAUUCAAGGAUUAGAGUCAAUUCGAUUAAUUGGAAAUCAUGGAAUUGAUGUUCAAUUAAUGGUGUAUUUGGCAAAAAACUUUGCUAGUCAGGCUAACAAAAUAAUGGAUAACUUCCUUUUAAAAGAAGGACUAGAAAAACGAGCUUCGCUUUAUUGGAAAAUGGCUAUACAGUUACUUGAACGCAUUAAUGAACGUGGAAUUGAACAUAAGUCAAAAAAUACACUGUUUGAAUUUUACAGAAAAAAAUUGACUCCAGGAGAAAUAUUUGAGUUAUUGGAGGAAGGUAAAUUUUAUUUAGCUUGUCAGUUAAUGAACAAUGAACAAAAUGAAGAAGCAAUAGAAGCAUUCAAAAGCAUUAAUUCACCAUAUGCAUCAUUUUACCAAGCAAUGAUUUAUAAAAAAAUUAUAAAAUCGCCUUCUUUUGACAUUUCUACUGAUACAUUAUCAGAUGCAAAUAAUACGGUAGUGGUGAAAGUCAAGGAAUUACUAAAUAUUACUAAAGAUCGUUUAAAGAAAAAACCUCAUCAUCCAUUGCAUUUACAACUAAAGGAAGAGUUAUUAGAUUUAAAUUUAGACAUUGAUAUGAAUGGGACACCUAAUAGUCAAUCAAAUUUAAACUUAUCUGGAGAGGAUUAUAGUGAUAAUGUGAAUGUAUCAAGGAGACACCUAUAUAAUAAAUUUGGAGACCGAUCCUUUCUCAAUGUUACUAGUACUCCUGUUAAAUCACAACUCACUCCACCCCGAAGAAUUUUAGAUGAAGAAACUGAUGUCAAAUUACUUAAUGAAUUAAAAGUAACUGUACAAUCACAGAAUGUACAGUGUCAAACUUUAGGAUUGCAGUAUUAUAAUAUGAUAGAAACAUUGAGGUCAAUGUCUGAAAAGGUUGAUAAAUUAUUUGAUCAUUUUGACAAAACAAAAGAUUCAAUAUUUGAUAAGAUAAAUGAAUUAUCUCAUCAAGUUUCCACAAAUAAUUCUACAGCUACUACUAAUGAUAAGCUUGAAAAAGAUGGUAAACUAAUUGAACGUAUUGACAGACUAGAAGAAGUUUUGAUGGAAAAGCUUAAUGCUAUGAAUGAAAUAAAAACCAGACAUGAUGAUUUGUAUGCUGUAUAUGCAGAAAAUGAAGAUGAUUUUGAUAAAAUUAAUUAUGAUCAAUCAUCAUGUAUCCAAAAUGCAUUUGAUGAUCAAACUCAAUUGGCUACAAUAAGUUUUCCUACAACUCAACUGCCAUUUGCGUCUUCUAUACCAUUUCAGCAGUUAGGGUUAUUUAAUCCGACUAGUCAAUCUACCCAAUUUCCAUCGUAUCCAAUGGCUCCUAACCCAAAUGUAAAUAUAACAUCGUCUGAUACUUUACCAACUGGACCUCCAGUGUCUCAGCCUCCUCUUAGUGUAAUUAUACCAACACACCAUAUUCUUGGUGGUGGUUUAAUUACAUCUGAAGCUUCAUCAUAUCCUUUCAAAUUUAAUAGCCAACAUGUUAAUAAUCAAUCUCAAUCAGUCAUAUCCCGUGGGGUACCUAGUAUUCAGCCAACUUCAUCUGUUGAUGUAUCGAGUACUGAACAAAUUUCAUUUCAAUCUCCUUUGUCAACAUUUAAAGAAACUUAUGAAACUUCAUUAAAUAAGUCUAGGAACUCUGGAACUGAUGAUAGUUAUGUUGAAGAACAUGAUCCAAUACCAGAAUUUCAACCAAUCAUACCAUUGCCUGAUGAAAUUAAGGAAGUUACUGGUGAAGAAAAUGAUACAAUAUUAUUUGAAAGGCGUGCUAAAUUGUAUAAAUAUAUUCAAAAGGAAUGGAAAGAAAAAGGUAUUGGUAUUUUAAAAAUAUUAAAAAACAGUGAUACAAACAAAGUUAGAUUGGUAAUGAGACGAGAGCAAGUACACAAGGUUUGUGCUAAUCAUUUCUUAUAUGAUAAUAUGGAAUUGAAAUCUAAAGGUGAUAAAGCAGUUGUUUGGUCAGCUAAUGAUUUCUCUGAUGCUGUUGAAGUACAAAUUGAAAAUUUAUGUGCAAGAUUUAAAACAGUUGAAGACUGUAAUGAGUUCAGAAGAGUCUUUAAUGAAAACAAACAACCCUGCUCUCUAAAUACUUCAUUAGUUGAUCCCAACAUUACAGAUGAUUACAGUGAAUCUGUGUUUGAAGUAAAUAAAGAUUCGAGUUUAAAAUUAUCUUUGGAGAAUGAAAAAUCACUAAAACAUGAAUUAGGUGGUUUCACAUUUAGUUCUCCGCCUAUUAUAAAUGAUAUUACUACACCCAAACAAAAUGAAACACCAGAAAAACCGAAAGGUUUAUUCUCUAAUUUGAGCUUUUCAACACCUAUUGGGGAUACAGCAACACCAAGUCUAAAAUCACUAUUAAAACCUAUGGACUCAGAAACAAAUAAAGAUGUAAAUGAUAAACAAUCUUUUUCAUUUAAUGCAUCAAAAUCUGCAAUAUUUUCUACAGAGACUACUCCUAAGUCUACAGAGAAAUCACUAUUUUCAUUUAAUAAUGUGGAAGAAAAAUCUGCAAUGUUUACUCCUAAAUUAGAUUUUACAUCUGGGACAUCUGCAACAUCGUACUUUAGUACACUAGCAAAAAGUUCACCUAACCUAGGUUUCACCAACUCUCCCGAUUUCAAAGGUUUCCCAGGUGCCGGUAGUACUAUUUUUAGUGUUAAAACUAAUCCUUCCCCACAUGCCAUUAUUAAACCAGAUGAUCUCAACAACGAAUCUGUAAGCCAACCAUACGAAGGUUCUGAAGAUUUUGUUCCAACUGCUGAAUUUUCUCCAGUUAUACCUUUGCCUGAGAAGGUAGAAGUAGUUACUGGCGAGGAAGGUCUUGAAACUGUAUUUGAUGAUCGAGCAAAACUUCUCAGGUUUGAUACAAUUACCAAAGAAUGGAAAGAGAAAGGAAUUGGACAAAUUAAAAUUUUACACAACCCUAAAGAUGAUUAUUAUCAGUUGUUAAUGAGAAGAGAAGUAAUUUUAAAAGUUUGCUGUAACCAAAGGUUGACUUCUGAUUUGGAAUUGAAACCUGUGACUUCAUCAGAAAAAGCGAUGUCGUGGGUUGGCCAAGAUUAUUCUGAAGGUGAAUGUAAAAAAGAAUUGUUUGCUAUUAGAUUCAAAACUAUAGAACAGCUUCAUGCAUUUAAAGAUAAAUUCAAUACAAUUAAGAAUAAACUUCAAGAAUUGAAGGAAGUUUCUAGCAGCGCAGAAGCUAAAGUAGUUGAAAAAAAAUCUAAUAUUAAACUAGAUGUCAGUAAACCAUUACCCAACUUAAACGAUCUAGCUCAAUUUAAACCUAAACCUGGCUCCUGGACUUGUGAUGCUUGUUAUUUGUCAAAUGAUGCAAAUACUGUUAAGUGUGUUGCAUGCUGUACAUUAAAACCAGGAGCAGUUGUUGAUGAUCAAACUCCUAAAAGCCAAUCAACUACUGGUUUCACAUUUGGACAAACGUCGUUUUCAUCUUCCUUAAAAUUUGGAGAUGCUUUGAGUAAUUCUCAGCCAGGCAUUCCAUUUGUUAUGCCAACAUUUGGAACAUCAGCAGUGUCUUUUAGUUCAUUGAGCACAAGCGACCACACAAACACAUUUGGUCUUCCAAUAAAGACUGCCGUCCAUCAGAAAAAAACUUUAACAUGGAGAGAAGAGAGUGCUGGACUAGAAAAAUAUGAUUCAGAUAAAAGUGAUGACGAAAGUAAUGAUGGAACUGAUGAAUCUAACGACGAGAGUGAUGAUAAUGACAGACCAAAAUCUGUGUUUGGAAAUGAAAAAACAAAAUUCAGUUCAAAUGUUAAAAUUGAAAAGCCUUCAUUUAAAAUAGACAAUUCUUCAACCACCUUAAAAUCAUCUGAAAAUCAAGUUAAAAUAGAAAAUCCUUCAUUCUCUAUUGAUAAUUCAAAUUCUUUUAAGUCAUCUGACAAUCAAGAGUCCGUGAAAUUUCUUGAUGUUAAAUCACUUAAAGAUGUGGUAUCUCAUACUGAUCAAAAACUUGCUGAAGAAUUGAAACUUCCGUUGUCGUUCUUUCUUUAUAAGUCAAAACCUAAAUGUAAAGGAUGUGCUGGCUGUGAAGAAGAUUCUGAACAUCAAGAAAAAGUAGAUGAUGAAAAUAUUUCUUCAAAGACUGAUAGUGAAAAAGAAAUUGAAAAAGUUAAGGAACAAGAUGAAGUACCUGUUAGUGUUUCUGAAUCAAACAUUACUUCGAUCACAUCAACAAAUAACAUACCCCAGUCUUUUCAUACUACGUCAUUUCUUUUUGGUGAUAAAUCUUCAACAAACAUUUUUGAAAAACAUACUCCUAUUGCCCCCAUUUUUGGAUCCAAACCAAUUUUUGGAAGCUUUUCUUCGGAUUCUACUAAAACAGACGAUACUAAAUCAACAAACUUAUUUGGUCUUCCCUCUAAUGUGAAUCCUUCAUCAAUAUUUGGUUCAUUUUGUGCUUCUGGAUCAACAGAAUCACCAAAUACUACCCAAAAUUCGUUAUUUUCUAAGACUGAUGAUAUUAAAUCCAAAACAGAAGGUUUAUUCAACUUCAGCCCUAAAACUGAUAGUCCCUUCAAGUUUGGAACAAUUUCUAAAGAUCCUAAAUCAGUGUUUGGACAAGGGCUUUUUGGUCUGAAAGACAAAAUUACUGUUGAUGAAAGUGCUCUUAAAGUUAAUCCUUGGGCUACAAGUAACUUCAAUCUUAAUAAAUCCACUGAUGAGGAGAAAAAUUGUGAAAAAGCUGAAGAAAAUGGCGAGGAAGAAGUUGAUAAUAGCCAUGAUCCUCAUUUUGAACCUAUCAUACCACUUCCUGAUGCUAUUGAAGUAUCAACAGGAGAAGAGAAUGAGAAAAUAUUAUUUUGUGAACGUUCAAAAUUAUUCCGCAAAGAUGGCAGUGAAUAUAAAGAAAGAGGUAUUGGUGAAAUGAAAGUAUUGUUUCAUCCUGAAAGGAACACAUACCGUUUCUUAUUUAGAAGAGAAAAGGUGUUUAAAGUUGUAUGCAACCAUUUGAUUACGUCGGAUAUAAAGCUUGUGGCUAUGACGUCUUCAAACAAGGCGUUUUGCUGGCCUUGUAUGAACACAACUGAAGAUAAUCCUGAGCCACAAAAAGAGAUGCUGGCUGUACGUUUCAAGAACGAAGAGAUAGCUGGUAAAUUUAAACAAGUGUUUGAUGAUUGUGUAUCAAAAUUAAGUGCAUAAUCAAUGUCUUUGUUUACACUAGUUAUUAGACUACCAAGGUUUUUAAUUUGUUAUAGUUUACAUUAUCAAUCUUUAUAUUAUAUGAAAGACAUUUUUUUUUUUUUUAUUAUUAAAUUAUUUGUAUUUUUUUGGCAAUAGAUUUACUGUCAAUAAGGGUAAAUAUUUAUGUAAUCAGUUAAUAAUGAUACAAAUUAACCUUAUUAUUUUUAAACUAUUACUCUGAUUUUUAAUUUUUAAAAUUUACAAAUUAUGUGUUAUGUAACUAUUUAUUUAUUUAUUGUUCAUGGAAAAAAGAUAAAUAAAUAACAACUGUUGGUUCCUUUGAAUAAUUUGUAUUGUGUUAAUAAUUAUUUACGUAUAUUGUACACCCUACACUCACUCCGUAUUAUCAUUAAAUUUGGAUCAAAUCCGUAUUUUUUAGUGAAAC